AGCAUUUCCAGCUCAGCUUCCUCACGCCCCAAGACGUGCUUUGGCACGGCUCGCUUUUCAUCCAGCCAUGGGCAUCUCGGAAGUCACCGUGGGCGACAUGAUCCCCUCGAAGCCAGAGAAGCGAUGCUGCGCGAUGUGCGGCUGCAUUUCCUUCCUGAUCAUCUUCAUCCUGUUCCUCACGUCCUUUCAGCAGGUGAAUCGCUUGAACGCCGGCUUGCUGCGCAACGGCUUCACCGGGGAGGUGAACUUGGAACGCUCGUACCUGCCGGGCCGCUACUUCGUGGGCUUCUGGAACGAAUUCAUGCAUUUCCCCACCACGCUCAACACCAUCGAGUUCGCAGAUGAGGCAGUGGAGGAGGGUGUGCAGCAGCUGGGCAAGCUCCGGUCUCGUGACAAGGACGGCAAGCAGAUUUGGUUGGACGUGUCCGUGCAGUACCGCAUCUAUCCGAAUGAGCUGCCGCAGAUCUAUAGGGAGAUGACGAAGCUCUACGAAGACGUGUACAUCUCGGAGCUGCGGGGUGCCCUGCAGCGGAUCACCAACGAGUUCACCGUCGACGAGGCAUGGAAAGACUACUCCGCUGUGAACCAAAAGAUGCUGGACGAGUGCAAGACUGUCCUGCUACCCCGCCAUGCCGAGUGCUGGGGACUUCAGCUCUGGGGAGUGCGUUUGCAAACGGAGUACGAGAAUCAGCUGGUGCGCACACAAGUGCGGAAGCAGGCGGAGGAGACCGCAUUGGCGACGCAGACUCAAACCGAGUACCGCCAGAAGACUGAAGUCAUCCUGGCGGAGUACGUUGCCAACGUGACGGUGAUCAACCAGAAGGGCCAAGCAGACAAGCAACGCAUCGAACGGGACGCCCUCAGUGCAGCCCAAUCCGCCUUGGUGGGAGCGCAGGGCGAUGUGCUGAAGAUCGUCUUCGACACCGUGAAGCUCAACGCCACAGACACCACCACCGAGAAGCUCAUGAGCGGCUCAGAGCUGGUGAAGUACCAAAAUAUCCUGAUGCUCAAGGAGAAGAAAUCCUCGAAUUUCCACAUCAAGCCUGCGCUCUAAGCGCCUCAAGGUGUCGUCGCCCGGCUGAGUCUGAGCCUGCCCGUGAUAGCACCACGCACUCUGCUUUUUGCAGUCUCGGACCGCACUUUGGAUGGCACGAGUCUGCCAGCACUGACCGAUUCCGGACAGUCGUUUGCCCUGAAAAUUGGCCCACAGGGCA
Molecule: messenger RNA, 1214 nt
Organism: Effrenium voratum
Lineage: Eukaryota; Dinophyceae; Suessiales; Symbiodiniaceae
Source: the annotation of a GenBank genome assembly